AUGACAAAAAUCUCGUACACACAGCUCUCAAUUGUAUAUUUAGAGAAAGCUCUUGAAAGUAUAGCCAAAUCACUUGGGAAGAAGGAUUGGAACUUCGACAUUGAUCCAUGCAGCAACAAACCUAACUGGUCUACAAAUACAGCGAACAAAGUUGCCUGUAACUGCUCUGUAGCCGGUGACAACUUUUGCCAUGUUGUUGAAAUAAGUUUGAAAGAGCAAAAUCUCCCCGGCACUCUCCCACCGGAACUGAACAGGUUGCGUUACCUUCAAAUUAUUGACCUCACUCGCAACUACCUUGGUGGUACAAUUCCUAAAGAAUGGGGCUCCAUGAUGAAUAUUAAUAAAAUUUCUCUCAUUGGAAAUCGAUUAACGGGUUCAAUACCAGUUGAGAUUGCAAACAUAACUACUCUCCAAGACUUGGAGUUAUGGAACAAUCAACUGUCUGGAAAUCUUCCUCCUGAGCUUGGGUAUCUAAGCCAAAUUCGAAGACUGCAAAUUUCAUCUAACAAUUUUACUGGCGAACUACCUGCGACAUUGGCAAAGCUGACUACAUUGAUAGAUUUCAAAAUUUCGGACAAUCAAUUCUCUGGAAAGAUACCUGAUUUUAUUCAGAACUGGACAAAUAUCAGUGAGCUAGUGAUUCAAGGAAGUGGAUUAAGUGGGCCAAUCCCUUCUGGAAUUUCACUUUUGCGAAACUUAACAGACUUGAGAAUUAGUGAUUUGAAGGGAUCUGAUCAUGCACCUUUGCCACAACUUAACAACAUGACAUUGUUAGAAACUCUGAUUCUGAGGAAUUGCAAUAUCAACGGAACACUACCGGAAUAUCUUGGGAAUAUGACAACAUUAAUUCGCUUAGACGUCAGCUUUAACAACAUAAGUGGAACAAUUCCGAGUAUCUAUGCUACCAAUAACAGUCUGAGAUACAUAUUUUUAACUGGAAACAACCUCACUGGACUGGUGCCUUCAUGGAGAAAGAACAUUUACGUAGACCUUUCUUACAAUAACUUCAACAUCAGCCAAGAGAGUCAGAUAUGUCACGAUGAAAAAGUGAAUUUGUUUUCUACCUCAUGGACAAACAAUGACAUAGCAACAGUUUCGUGUUUGAGGAAAUGUCGCAAACCCGCAUACUCCCUUUAUAUAAAUUGUGGUGGAAAGCAAGAAACUGUCAACAAAACAAGUUAUGAUGAUGAUUCCGAGUCAUCUGGACCAGCAAAAUUCCAUCUCAGCCCAACAGGAAAUUGGGCAUUUAGCACUACUGGUAUAUUCAAUGAGCGUGAUCAACUUGGAGUAACUUAUUCCCCGUACAAUAUCACCACACUUACUAUGACGGAUGCUGAAUUGUACACGACUGCACGUGGUUCUCCUAUUUCUUUGACUUAUUAUGGUUUUUGCCUGGUAAAUGGAAACUACACCAUAAAUCUGUAUUUUGCUGAAAUAUUGUUCACUGACGAUCAAACUUAUGGUAGUCUUGGAAGGCGUGUAUUUGAUAUAUACCUUCAGGGAAAGCUAGUACAAAAGGACUUCAAUAUUGCAGAAGAAGCAGGAGGGGUUGGUAAGAAAGUCAUAAAACCGUUCAAAGAUGUCGCUGUUACUAGUAAUACCUUGGAGAUCCGCUUGUAUUGGGCGGGAAAAGGGACACAGUAUCUCCCAAGGAGAUCAGUAUAUGGUCCUCUUAUAUCGGCUAUAUCAGUAGAAUCUGACUCGCCACCCGGAAGCAUAUCUGCAGGAGCUGUGGUUGGAAUUGUGGUUGCAGCAACAACUGUUAUCAUUCUAGUAUUUGGUAUACUUUGGUGGAAAGGAUGUUUUGGAAAGAAAAAUUCUUUAACAAGAGAGCUAAAUAGUUUGGACCUACAGACGAGCUUAUUUACCUUGAGACAAAUCAAAGCAGCGACAAAUAACUUUGAUAUUUCCAAUAAGAUUGGCGAAGGUGGAUUUGGUCCCGUGUACAAGGGAUGUUUACCCAAUGGGACAUUGAUAGCAGUCAAACAACUCUCUUCUAAUUCAAGGCAAGGGAAUCGCGAGUUUUUAAACGAGAUAGGAAUGAUUUCUGCUUUGCAACAUCCUUAUCUUGUUAAACUCCACGGUUGUUGUGUGGAGGGAGAUCAAUUGUUGCUGAUAUAUGAAUACUUGGAAAACAAUAGUCUAGCUCGUGCUUUAUUUGGUCCAGAGGAACACCAAAUAAGAUUAGAUUGGUCAACAAGAAAGAAAAUAUGUGUUGGUAUUGCUAGAGGUUUGGCAUACCUUCAUGAAGAAUCAAGACUUAAGGUUGUUCACAGGGACAUCAAGGCCACUAAUGUUUUGCUUGAUGUAAAUCUCAACCCAAAGAUAUCGGAUUUUGGUUUGGCAAAGCUUGAUGACGAGGACAAAACUCACAUUAGCACUAGAAUUGCUGGGACCUAUGGAUACAUGGCUCCUGAAUAUGCAAUGCAUGGUUAUUUGACAGACAAAGCAGAUGUUUAUAGUUUCGGAAUUGUUGCUUUGGAAAUUGUUAGUGGAAAGAGCAACAUCAUGUAUCGGUCAAUGGAGGAAGCAUUCUAUCUUCUGGAAUGGGCACAUUUGUUGAAAGAGAGAGGUGACCUAAUGGAGUUAGUUGAUAGAAGAUUAGGUUCAGAUUUCAACAAAAAGGAAGCCAUGGUGAUGAUCAAUGUGGCUCUCCUAUGUACCAAUGUCACUUCAAACCUUAGGCCUUCAAUGUCGUCCGUUGUAAGUAUGCUUGAAGGAAGGACUGUUGUUCCAGAAUUUGUUUCAGAUUCAAAUGAAGUAAUGGAUAAACAGAAGUUGGAAGUAAUGAGGCAGUAUUACUCUCAGAUGGAAGAAAUUGAUGGGCAAUGUACUACUUCUUCAUCUCCACCAAUUGAUUCUUCCUAAUGGGAUGAAAAAAAAUUAGUGUAUUAGACCUCUUAGUAAUAAACAUCACGAUACAAGGAGGCGUAGAGGUUCGAAAUA
Molecule: messenger RNA, 2946 nt
Organism: Medicago truncatula (barrel medic)
Lineage: Eukaryota; Viridiplantae; Streptophyta; Magnoliopsida; Fabales; Fabaceae
Product: probable leucine-rich repeat receptor-like serine/threonine-protein kinase At3g14840
Exons: 24
Coding region: 1-2868 (955 amino acids)
Biological process (GO): protein phosphorylation
Molecular function (GO): protein binding; protein kinase activity; ATP binding
Source: RefSeq, a predicted model, not a curated record